AUGAAGUCCAUCGCAGCCGCCGCCACUCUCCUCAGUCUCCUCCACGGAGCCACCGCCUCCAUCACCUGGGGCACCAUGUGCACCGGCACCGAGUUCACGGGCACCUGCACAAACUACCAGAGCACCAACGUGAACCAAUGCAUCUCCUUCGCCGGCAAGGACGCGAGCUGGAAUGAUAAAGUCCAGUCGGUCAGCGUGUGGGAUGGCAAUGUCUGCACCUUCUGGAUAUUUGAAGACAACAGCCAUGCAAGAUCAUCCCCGACCAAUCAGUUCAUCAACGCUGCGUCUCAGCCACACCAUCAACGUAUCCGCCUGACCGAGUCAGGCCUCCAGCUGUUCCAUCACACUGCGUACGCCAGCCUUAUCCCCUCUUCGUGGAUCAUCUCCUUCCCCCAUCAUCCGCAUAACACCGCAACCCGACUCAAGAUGACUAAUUACCCCAGGCUGAAAGGCCUCGCACUCUGGGGGGGCAGGAACGAAGUGGUGAGUCUCCCCCCGCCUGAUCGGUCGAGUUCGGUCCCUCAUCAGUGGACCGCGUUAUACCUCGCUUCUCGCCCACUCCCCGCCAAGGUCUCUGCCAUCCACUUCGAUAUUACCAGCCACGAUCAGGGAUAUGGGAACCCCCAGAAUGGGCUCUGGUCCUGGUUCGAAGUCUCGAUUUUAGGCGCCUGGGCCGAAGAACCCGAUCCCAACUUGUUCCACGACUUGAGUGACCCGGCCUACGUCCGAUCGAGUCCAGAGGAAUUCGGCGAGUGGAUUCAGGAGCAAGGGCUAUACUUCAAGAAUCUGCCCAUGGGCCAUGCCCAGUCGAGUGGAGAUAUCAGCACGACCCUGGUGAAGAAUAAUCUUCAAUCCCAAUGGCAGCAACAAGUCGUGACCUGGAAGCGAGGCGGGAAUGAAGAUGAGAAGAGCGCCGAGCACUUUCUGGACCUCAUCGAGGAAGGCGAUCGGCUGGUGAUCUGGGCAAGAGUGCGGUUUCCAGGGUGGAGAAAUGUGGUCAAAGAAGCUCAAAUAACGAUAUCGGCUCCGGUUCUGAUGCCAGAUCAUGGGGAAAGUUGCGAGAAAACUAGGAUUGCAACACCCACAAGUAUCACGCCAAGGCCUCAUGCUAAACGCAAAACUAUUCAACAAUUCAUCCAGGAACAAGCGCUAUUGGCUCUCGGAAAUGCAGCAGUGCAGACCAGGGAUGCCUUUAUCGCCUCUAUGAAUGCUGACAAGAAUUGGUGGACUUGUAUGGAUCCAAAGAGCGGGAGAUCCAGACACCAGAAGUCAGAUACAGCCACCGAACGAAUCCUCCGCAAGAAGGAAGAACUGUCGAGACUGCCGGAUAAUGACCCUGGAAGGGCAGGUGUCUUGAGAAGUAUUGCAUUUGCGUACGAGGCACGACAACCCGCCACAAGUCAAGAGGAAGAGGAAAGUCUCAAUAAAGCAAUCGAAUACUCCCAAUUGGCAGUCCAAGCUAAGCCAGAGCAGCUCGCGUAUCGGAUGUUCCUGAUUAUGAACCUGCAAAUACGAUAUGGACGAGCCAAGCAAAGCACAGACCUCGACCUGAUCAUCACCGAAAUCGAGUCAAUCGAGGCUCUUGGAGGGCAUAGUAAUUUCGUCUUCUUAUUGGGAUUUGGUGCUUUCUAUAUCACGCGGUACGAUGAGACCGGGAACACAGAUGACUUGCAAAAGGCCCGGGAUAUCUUCAAAGAGGUUCGCCACAUAGUUCCAAAGGAGGAUUUCCUUGUUCAAAUCAUGACAAGUGGCUUGGAAGAGAAGCAUAUGGCGUACAUUCCUGCCGAGCUGGCGAUAGGUGAAAAGGUUGACACUCAUAUCGAUAAUGCGGAGCGAGCUAUUGCCCUCGCGGAGGUCAAUUCAACAAUAUAUCUGCAGCUCCUUCAUAACCUUUGUGAACAAUACUAUCGACGAUACCUUCAAACGGGGCAUAGCAGGGACAUAGAUCUCGCAAUCGCCAGGGCAGAAGAAUCCCUCUCGUUGGAGGUGUCAAAGAACGAUUCGAUAAUAAGGUGGCACACGGCUAAUUACUUCAUGGCGAGGUGGCAUCGUCAGGGACGACGCGAGGAUCACGACAAGGCACAGGAGCUGACAAACACAGCAAUAGAUGCCGCGAUCAGUGGUAGCGCCGAACAAAUAGGGUUCAUCAUACAAAGGGCGGUGUGGAUGGCAACAGAAGAUCCAGACCGGACUGACCAGACACAGGCUCUGCGAGCCUCUAUCAAGGAAGUAGAGAAUAUACGCGCUCAUUCGUAUGAUGGUCUCACUCCACGCUACAAGAAACAGAUUUUAUGUGCGCUUGGUGGACUAUAUAAGGAUCUCUAUGGGUUGACCCACGAUAUCGCCGACCUUGACAAAGCAAUCGACUCAAUGGAGGCCUUCUUUGGUCUGAAUGUUGACGAUACGAGCUCAAAUCGGUUGAUAAUGGGAAACCUCUGGCUCGCGAAGGCCUCUCGCACGAACGAUACUACAGCCUACCGUCGUGGACUGCGGAGCUUCCAGCGAUGCUAUGAAUCUGAUCAAUCAAGCCCUGCCUAUAGAUCGUCGGCUAGAAGACUCGCAGAAGAAAUCAUAUUUCCGCUGAUACCUCUUAUCAGCAGCCGCGACCUGAAGCAUGAUGACAAGACUUACAAUCUGCAAAGCCUGUCCGGUCUCGCUGGUCACACCUGCGUCGCAUUACUUCGGAGUGGCUCUCUGACAGAAGCACUUCUGAAAGUUGAGAUCAGCCGAGGUAUUCUGAUUGGCGAUUUGAUUGACCUUCAAAGAGACCUGUCGAACUUGCACAAGGUGCAUGAGGAUCUUGGCCUGGAAUAUAACAUGCUUCGGGAGAAGGCCUUGCGUGAUAUCCAUGUGGAUGAGCCGCAGCCGACUAACAACCGUCGUGGUGCAUUCCAACUUCUGCAACAGUGCGAGAGUCGCAUCCGUGAGAGGAUGGGCUUUGAGAACUUCCUGCAGCCGGUAACACUUCCGGAUAUUAUCGACUCUUCCCGCGAGGGGCCGAUUGUUGUGGUGAACGUAACCUGCAUGUCAUCCGAUGCUAUUCUGAUCACCCCGGAUUGGAUCAAACAUUUACCGCUCGAUAGCAUGAUCAGCCAUUCUGUACCGCAGUUUCGUCAUCAGUUAUUGCGAAUGCGGUGCACUUGGAAGUCAGGGCCCAGAGAUCUAGAGAGUGAUCUGCCGCCAGAGGCGCAAGAUGUGGAUCUCCUGUCAUGGCUCUGGUACACUUGUGUAAAGCCAAUCCUUGAGCUGCUCGCGUCGCAUAACAGCAUCUCUUCUCGUCACAAAAGCCGAGUCUGGUGGAUUGGCGUGGGUGCGGCGAGUGGACUCCCCUUCCACGCCGCCGGGGACUACACCACCGGUCCUCAGGAUGAGAACACGGCAAACGAGAAUUGUCUCGACCGCGUCAUAUCUUCAUAUACCCCAACGAUCAAGACUCUUCAAAAUUCCCGGCGUAACGCUCAGCGAAGGGCGGCCCAGGCACCCGUCCAGCCCAAGGACAGCCCGUCUCUGUUGAUCGCCACGAUGGCGGAUACCCCGGGUCAUGGCACACUCCAUGGGGUCCGCCGGGAGGCCAAAGCUAUUAUCGAUACUGUCAGACACGCCAUGCAUGUGAAGCAUAUGGCUGAGCCUUCUGCCGACGAGAUUCUUGCCCAAAUAUCGACGUGCCAGCUGGUACAUUUUGCCUGUCACGGGCACUCGGAUCCCGAGGACCCGGCUGAGAGUCAUAUGCUUCUGAAGAAAAGGAGUGGCUCGGGCUUCGUGGUGGACAAGCUAACCGUCUCUCAGCUCCUUGAUCAAGCGACGUCUUGUGCCUGGAUUGCGUAUUUGUCUGCCUGUUCCACCGCGGAGAAUCGCGCCGAGAAGCUGCGCGAUGAGGGAAUACAUGUGACCACUGGGUUCUUGAUUGCAGGCUUUCCGCAUGUCAUCGGCUCCCUAUGGCCAGCAAACGAUCAGGUCUGCGUGUACAUGGCGGCGUUUUUCUAUGAGGCGCUGAUCAGGCGGCUGGCUACUACUCUGGUUGAUCCGAAUCGUGCGGUAGCAGAGGCGGUUCAUGAUGCAACACUUAGAAUCAGACGGCAGUAUUAUGACAGUCCAAUGUCCUGGGCAUUGUAUACCCACAAUGGGGCUUGA
Aspergillus fijiensis CBS 313.89 is the source of this 4131-nucleotide messenger RNA. Its product is annotated as CHAT domain-containing protein. Lineage: Eukaryota; Fungi; Ascomycota; Eurotiomycetes; Eurotiales; Aspergillaceae. The record is from RefSeq and is a predicted model, not a curated record. Bases 1 to 4131 code for a protein of 1376 amino acids. The transcript is spliced from 8 exons.